Messenger RNA from Sus scrofa (pig), 5828 nucleotides. The record is from RefSeq and is a predicted model, not a curated record. NCBI's taxonomy places the organism in Eukaryota, Metazoa, Chordata, Mammalia, Artiodactyla, Suidae.
CCCAGGUUGUGAAAUAGUGUGUCCCAAAAAUGUUUGCUUAUGACUGGAAUUAGUCCUCUGGUUCCCAUGGUACCAUCUGUUUACCUGCUUUUAUCUGAGAGUCACCUGCAAAAUGAGUUUCAUGAGGUAGCAGGUAUAUAAUGAGAGCAAUAAACAGGAGACUUACUCAUACUUGCUUUUCCAGAAUUUGGAAGGUUCUUUUUGUUAAUGGUGACUAGAUAAUGGCCCUGUCCAAUGUCUGCAUGUAGCAAUGAUCGAAUGUUUGCCUUAUGCUAAUGCAACUAUUUAUAAAAAAAGUGAAAAUAUUCUCUUUGGAAUGGGAAAUCCUCUUCUUGACAUCAGUGCUGUAGUGGAUAAGGAUUUCCUUGAUAAGUAUUCUCUUAAACCAAAUGACCAAAUCUUGGCUGAAGACAAACAUAAGGAACUGUUUGAUGAACUUGUAAAAAAAUUCAAAGUUGAAUAUCAUGCUGGUGGCUCUACCCAGAAUUCAAUUAAAGUGGCUCAGUGGAUGAUUCAGCAGCCACACAAAGCAGCAACAUUUUUUGGAUGCAUCGGGAUAGAUAAAUUUGGGGAGAUCCUGAAGAAAAAAGCCGCUGAAGCCCAUGUGGAUGCUCAUUACUAUGAACAGAAUGAGCAGCCAACAGGAACUUGUGCUGCAUGCAUCACUGGUGGCAACAGGUCCCUUGUAGCUAAUCUUGCUGCUGCUAAUUGUUAUAAAAAGGAGAAACAUCUUGAUAUGGAGAAAAACUGGACCUUGGUAGACAAAGCAAGAGUUUAUUAUAUAGCAGGUUUUUUCCUCACAGUUUCCCCAGAGUCAGUUUUAAAAGUGGCUCACCAUGCUUCUGAAAACAACAGAAUUUUUACUUUGAAUCUGUCUGCACCAUUUAUUAGUCAGUUCUACAAGGAAUCAUUGAUGAAAGUUAUGCCUUAUGUUGACAUACUUUUUGGAAAUGAGACGGAAGCUGCCACUUUUGCUAGAGAGCAAGGCUUUGAGACUGAAGAUAUUAAAGAAAUAGCCAAAAAGACACAAGCUCUGCCAAAGGUGAACUCGAAGAGGCAGCGAAUUGUGAUUUUCACCCAAGGGAGAGAUGACACUAUACUGGCUACAGAAAGUGAAGUCACUGCUUUUGCUGUCUUGGAUCAAGACCAGAAGGAAAUUGUUGAUACCAAUGGAGCUGGAGAUGCAUUUGUUGGAGGUUUUCUGUCUCAACUGGUCUUUGACAAACCCCUGACUGAAUGCAUCCGUGCUGGCCACUAUGCAGCAAGUGUCAUAAUUAGGCGGACUGGCUGCACUUUUCCUGAGAAGCCAGACUUCCACUGAUGGAAAAGCAGGACACCCCAGCCGAGAAGUACAGACGCGGCUCUGAUUGCUUCCCGAGAACUCCCGUAUUAAUGAAGAAGAAAAUUACCUGCCACCUUUCUUACUAUAAUAAUGUUCAUUGUUAAUUUAGAGGGUACAGUAAUGCACAGUAGAAUCUCUAUUCUCUCAAAAACCUAAAAAGUGAGGUUUAUUUCCAUAGUUUGGUAGUACCACUUAAAUGUCAAUUAAACAAGCAUAUAACAUUUCAAUAGAAAUUUUUGUUUCAUUUUCAGUUACUUUGUAAAUUCAUGUGUAUUUAGCAAAGUGAUCAGUUUUUUUUACAUUUCUGCUUUGAAUGCAGAUGCAAUUUAAUAUAAUAGAUUUUUAAAAAGGAAAUUAAAGAUAAUACAUAAAUCUUUAGCUUUUAUACAAAUAUAUUUAAUUCAGGAAUGUGUGUGUACACAUACAUACACAUAUGUAUGUUCAUACAUGUACCACACAUAUACAUAAUAAAUGGUCAGAUAAGGUACAGAAAUAUUUAUCUUGCCAACUUAUGCCAAAUAAUUUCUAGUAUGUACUCAAAAAUGUAAUAAACUUUGGAUAAUUAAAUAAUUUUCCAAAUUAUGAGCUAUGUUACAAUAUUCAAAUCAUAGUCUUAUAUUUACUUAUGGUACUCUGUAAUUUGAUACAAAUAAAAAGUUGUCAUAUAGGACUUUUUUCCUGUCUUUGCCCUGUGCUCAGCAAACUAAGGAAUAAAGAUCAUUGUUUAAUCCUGGGCCCUGAAAUGAUAACUAAUUUGUUGAUGGAAAUAGAAGGAAUAACAUACCUAUAUUGAAUAAUAGCUUAGUAUUAGAGACCAAUAAGCCACUGUUUAAAGGAAGACAGAAUGGUAUAAUAGAACCUCUGGAGGCAGAUUAAUUACCUUUAUAUGACCUUGGGUCAAAUACUCAGCCCCUUUGAGCUUCAAUCUCCUUUCUAUAAAAUGGGAUCAUAACCCCUGUGUACAAGGUCAUUGAGAUGAUUUGAGAGAGAAUGCUAAGUAUAAAGUGCUUAUCAUUAUUAUUGUUGCUGAAGAAGAAAAAGAUCGUAGUUGUAAAACUGAAUUCAAACCAUAGAAAAGAGUUCAGGUUGUUGGUUAUUUUUUUACAUAAGUAACUUUUUAGGUCUCCUGUGCUUGUUUAUCUUUUUAUUAUCAUUGAGCUAUAACUCAUUAUAUAUAUGAAUUUUCCAUUUUAAAGUGUACAGUUAAAGUGUAAAGUGAAAAAAAGAAAGAGGAGUUCCUGUUGUAGCUUAAUGGGUUAUGAACCUGACUAGUAUCCGUGAGGAUGUGGGUUUGAUCCCUGGCCUCGCUCAGAGGGUUACGGAUCUAAUGUUUCCAUAAGCUGUGGUGUAGGUUGCAGAGGCAACCCAGAUCCCCAUAUUGCCAUGGCUGUGGUAUACGUGGCAGCUGCAACCCUGCUGCAACCCCUGGCCUGGAACUUCCAUAUGCCACAAAUGCAGCUCUGAAAAGCUAAAUAAAUAAAUAAAUAAAUAAAGUGUAAAGUGGGGUGUCACCAUUAUGACUCAGCAGGUUAAAAACGCAACAUAGCGUCCUUGAGGAUACCAGCUCAAUCCCUGGCCGCACUCAGUGGGUUAAGGAUCCAGUGAUGCUGCAAGCUCCGGCAUAGGUCGCAGAUGCAGCUCGGCUCUGGCAUUGCUGUGGCUGUGGCAUAGGCCAGCCGCUGCAGCUCCAAUUCAACCCUUAGCCUGGGAACUUACAUAUGCCGUAGGUGCGACUGUAAACAGGAAAAAAAAGUGUAAAGUGGGCUUUAGUAUAUUCACAAAACUGUGCAGCUAUCACCAAUAGCUAAAUCAAGAACAGUCUCAUCACCUCUAAAGGAGACCCUGUACCCAGUUCAUUCCCAUCUUCUGGUAACCACUAACCUAUUUUCUGUCUCUGUAGAUUUGCCUGUUCUGAACAUUGAUAAAAAUGGAGUCGUGUAACAUGUGUUCAUUUGUGUCUGGCUUCUUUUACUUAGCAUGUUUUCAAGGUUCAUCUUAAAAUGUUUUCAGUACUUCUUUUUAUUGCCAAACAGUAUUUCCUUGUAUGGAUAUACCAUAUUAUGUUUAUCUGUUCACCGCUUGAUGGACAUUUCAGUUGUUAACAUUUUGGGACUACCAUGAAUUAUACUGCUAUUAACAUUCACAUACAAAUUUUUUACGUUGAUGUAUGUUUUCAUUUCUUUAGGACAUAUACCUUGGAAUAGAAUUGCAGGGUCACAUGGUAACUGUAGGCUUAACUUUUUGAGAUACUGCCAAACUUUUUUCCAAAGGGGCUGCAUCAUCUUGCCUUCUUACCAACAAGGUUUAAGGGUUUCAAUUUUUUUACACCCUUGCCAACACUUGCUACUCUGUUUGAUUGUGGCCAUCUUGGGAGUAUAAUGUGAUAUCUCAUUGUGAUUUUAAUUUACAUUUUCUUACCUACUAAUGAUACUGUUCUUAUUGACCAUUUGUAUUUUUUCUCUGGAGAAAUGUCUGUUCAAAUCCCUUGCUCAUUUUUUCAUUGAGUUUAUCCUUUUAUUCUUGAGGUGUAAGCAUUCUUUAUAUAUUCUGGAUAUAAAUCUUAUCAGACAUGAUUUACAAAUAUUUUCUUCCAUUCUGAGGGUUAUGUUUUCAUUUUCUUGAUGGUAUCCUUUGAAGCACAGAUGUUCUUAAUUUGUAUGAAAUCUUUAUCUCCUUUUUUUUUUGUUGUUGUUUUCAUAUUUAGGGAACCAUGGCCUAAUGCAGUAUCAUGAAGAAUUACAUGUAUAUCCUCUUCUAAGAUUUUCAUAGUUUUUGCUCUUACAUUUAACUCUUUGAGCCAUUUUGAGGUUUUUUUUAAUAUAUUUGAGUUGGGAGGUCUAAAUUAAGUAUCUUGUGUGUAGAUAUCCGCUUAUUUCAUUACCUUAUUAAGAAAGACUAUUUUCUCCACUAUGGCACCCUUGUCAAAAAUCAGUUGACCAUAAAUGUAAGGCUUUAUUUCUGGACUCUCAGUUCUGUUCCAUUUGUCUCUAUGUCUAUCCUUAUGCUAAUCUAGACUGUCUUGAUUACUGGAGCUUCAGGUUUUGAAAUCAGGAAGUGUGAGUCCUCCAGCUCUGUCUCUCAAGAAUAGUUAGUUUGGGAAGUUCCCAUUGUGGCUCAACGGUAACGAACCCAACUAGUAUCCAUGAGGAUACAGUUUUGAUCCCUGGCCUCGCUCAGUGGGUUAAGGAUCAGGCAUUGCUGUGAGCUGCCAUGAGCUGUGGUGUAGGUCACAGAUGCAGCUCGGAUCCCACGUUGCUGUGGUGUAGGCCAGCAUCUGCAGCUCCAGUUCAACCCCUAGCCUGGGAACUUCCAUAUGCCAAGGUGUGGCCCUAAAAAAGAAAAAAGAACAGUUAGUUUGACUGUUAGAGUAUCUUUAUCAUAUUGAAAUUACUACAGAAUGUCUUCCUCUUAGAUUAGUAACUGGGACACUGAGAAACUUUUCUUAUUCUUUUUUAGAAAAAAAAAUCUUUUACUCCAAGACUAUCAAUCGAGUACCACUCACCAGCUAGGAAGACAGUCACUAUAGGAGGUUCCUAAGUAGUAAUUAACAUGCACACAGAUCACAUAACUUCCUUAUAUUAAAAAAAAAAAACUUCUUGUAUUAAAAAAUUAGUCAUUGGGAUAUGUUUAUUUUUGUUCUUGGGUUUAUGGCAUACUUUUUUAGGUCUCUGUUUUGGUAAAGAACAAAGGCAAAAUACUGGCUAGCCUAGCAGAUUGGGUCUCAGGAAAAUUGCCUUCACCUGGUUGUAAGGCAUUUCCUUCUGUGGACUGAGUUUUUCCAUCUUGGAAGGAGGAAUAGUCAACCUAAUUUCACUUAUAGCAUCUUUUUUUUUUUUUUUUUUUUUUUUUUUUCCCACUGUACAGCAAGGGGGUCAGGUUAUCCUUAGAUGUAUACAUUGCAGUUACAGUUUUUUCCCCCACCCUUUCUUCUGUUGCGACAUGAGUAUCUAGACAUAGGACUUAUAGCAUCUUGGUUUAACAGAUAGUGAAGGAAGACAUAGAGUAUGGGGGGAAGAAUCAUGACGUUGUCAAGAAGACAUUGGUUCUGAUCUCAGGUUGGUGUCAAGUAGUUGUGUGACCCUAGAAUGUAAUUCACAGAAUGUGGAUGCUUCAGUUGUGACAUCCCUAAAGUAUAUUAUGUACCACCGGUUUUAAUAAGGUUGCCCCGUUGUAUGUGGGAAAAGAUGGUUCUUACUAGAGGAGUGUGCCAGAAAGACUAAGGCCCUUCGCUUGUGUGUUACAGUUGGAUAAAUCAGGUGGGCUCAGGAGACCAAUACUUGUGUGCCUAGCCUAGGUGACCUGGAAAGUUAAAGUAUUGAGGUUGGCCUUGUCUCAGCAAGUGUUGGAAGUUGCCUGAAAACAUUUGGAGACAGUCUGGGUGCCCAAGUUUUAGUAUAACAGAGUAGGAGAGAAAAAAAAAAAAAAAGGAGCAAGAGUAGUUAUUGAGUUUUCCUCUAGUUUUUAUAUCUGUCUUCAUGAUAUGUAC